AUGGUCGAACCGGCGACCGCCGUUCGAUUCUCCGCCGGAUGCUGCUUCGACCCGACCUCCCGCCGUCUCUCUCACUCCGGCAGCUUCUUCACUCCUGGGCAAAAUUUUCGAAGAUUAGGAUAUGGCUCUUGCGUCAGGAGUGAUUUCAUCAAGAAUAGAGUGAGGGCUUCUGCCAAGGAUGAGCAAUCAAGCUCAGGUUCGGGUCCGGUGAAGCAGAAUGCGAAGCCGCAGCGGUACCAUCCGUUCGAGGACAUUGAGGAUUCGGCAUUACUUGCCAGUGGGGAUGCUAUGCUUACUCCUGCUGAAACUACUCGGACUACCAUUGAGGUAAACAGCAAAGCAACACUGAUGUUUUCAGGUUUAAUUAGUGACGAAGUUCACGAGAACAUUUUCUGGCCAGAUUUGCCUUAUGUGACUGAUGAACAUGGGAAUGUUUACUUUCAAGUGAAAAGUGAUGAAGACGUCCUACAAAAUCUUACUUCUGAGGAAACCCUUGUGGGCUGGGUUGCUAUUCUAGAUGACGAGGAAGAUCAGGAUGAGGAUUCUGAUGGAUCGUUGGGGGACUGGGCAAAAUUGGAGACUAUGGAAUCUUCCCAUCCUAUGUAUUUUGCCAAAAAACUGACACAGGUUGUGACAAACGAUCCUAUAGAUUGUAUGGACCAGCCUUCUGCUGGUCUUGCGAUUCAAGGCCUAUUGAGACCUGCCUUUGUUGAAGAACACGGGGUCAUCCAGAAGCAGAUAUCUGACCAUCAAUCUAGUAGUGCUGAGUCAAAUCAGAUUGCUAAUUUUGUGGAGGAUAAAGAAGAAGAUAUUCUAAUUAAUGGUCACAGAAACGAACCGAAUUCAUCUCAAGAUAGCCCAAUUUUGGCAGAGGAAUUGGAGAAGGAUGAGAGCCUGGGAAAUGGAACUGUAUUCUAUAAGCUAGAUAUGAUUAGGAUUCAGUUAAUUUCAGCACAUGGACACCAGACCUUUGUUGAAGUCGAAGAUUUUAGGAGAGCCCGACCUGAUGCAAUUGCUCAUUCAGCUGCCAAAAUCAUUUCUCGUCUUAAAGCUGGUGGAGAAAAUACCACACAAGCCCUUAAAUCACUCUGUUGGAGGUUCAAGGGUAUCCAAGUGGAGGAGGUGGUUCUCAUUGGUGUAGAUACCCUUGGUUUUGACUUGAGAGUUUGCUCCGGAACACAAGUUCAGACACUGCGAUUUGCAUUUAACAAGCGGGCCUCUUCAGAGUAUAGUGCUGAGAGGCAACUGAAUGAUCUACUGUUUCCAAGGAUCCACCACAAGCUGCAAAAAACAGAAAGAAGCUCAUCAAACUGA
This is a messenger RNA of Ilex paraguariensis (yerba mate), 1314 nucleotides long. The record is from the annotation of a GenBank genome assembly. NCBI's taxonomy places the organism in Eukaryota, Viridiplantae, Streptophyta, Magnoliopsida, Aquifoliales, Aquifoliaceae.